Ostrea edulis (European flat oyster) is the source of this 10991-nucleotide messenger RNA. Its product is annotated as leucine-rich repeat serine/threonine-protein kinase 2-like. The transcript is spliced from 67 exons. The record is from RefSeq and is a predicted model, not a curated record. NCBI's taxonomy places the organism in Eukaryota, Metazoa, Mollusca, Bivalvia, Ostreida, Ostreidae. Gene Ontology annotation, molecular function: protein kinase activity; ATP binding; protein binding. Gene Ontology annotation, biological process: protein phosphorylation. The coding region runs from base 126 to 8141 and encodes 2671 amino acids.
CUGGUGACCGGAAAUAAACAUUGCAGAACAAGAGCAGGGAAGUCGGCUGCUGCUGAUGCUUGUAGAUAAUGACAGUUAAAGACGGGGGAAGUGUGAAAUGACAGUCAACUUGAAAUAUACAAGUGAUGACAAGUGUGGUGAGAGCAGCUGACCCGCCCUCGACCCUGGCCAGAGAUGACCGCAUUGACAGUAUGGAGGAUGAAGAGGCGUACUCUAUAAUGAUGACACUACAGCGAUCUCUCAAUGAGGACCUCUUACUGUUGACGCUGAUCAAAGUCAAGGAGAACCUUGAAAAUAGUAGCGUGAUUAAGGGGUUGCUAUGCAGGAAUGUGGACAAACAUGUUGUAAAGAUCAUGAAUGAGUUUCCAUCCAGCGCUGAGAUUCAGAAGGUUGGAUUAGAGCUUUUAGGUGCCUUUAUUGAAGAGCCAUAUGAUGUUGGUGAAGAAACCCAUAAUUCAGAUGCUGCAUACAGAAUGUUGCUGAAAACUAUAACAGAAUUUGCAAGGGAUGAAGAGAUACAAGAGAAGGGGCUGAAAAUACUAAGCCGACUGUUGGAAUCAGAGAACUUGAGGAACAAUUUAUUGGUAGAUGACCUCUUUGGAACUAUUGUUGACCAAUCACUGAUCUCCAUGCAAAUGUAUUUUUCGAAUCCCAAUAUUCAGAGAUACAGCAGUCUGAUACUAUAUUUCAUUCUCGAUGAAGAUAUGGACUUACUGAAUGCCUUCAUCGAGGAAAAACUAGAGAUGUUCAUAAAAAAUAUGAAAGAGUUCCUCUCAGAGCCUGCUGUCCUAGCACCGAUGUUCAGAGUUCUGGAGAUAGUAGCAUGUGCUGAGGGACAUGUCCACACUCUUCUGUCCCACCAAAUAGACAGGUGUGUGAUGGACUCCCUGCUCAGCACACCGGACGAUCUGCCCGUCGUGGAGGCAGCCUGUGACUUACUCAUGCAACUCAAGAGAGAAAGGGUAGUGCAAGACACUUUGUGUUCCACAAAUUUUCUGUCCAAUACUGUAGUCCCACUGAUGGUUGCUCACCCUACCAAUGCAUCAAUAGUGUCAGCGGGGCUUCAGCUGUUUUGUGUGCUUUAUGAGAAUGUGUUUGCUGAUAAAACAGAGGAGGAAGAAUCUCAACUGGGCACACAAUGGUGUGAGCUCAUUUUUAGUGCCAUGCUGAAACUGAUGGAUAAAAGAAGUAUACAGAUCCUGGGUUGUAAAGCCAUCACAGAGCUGUUGAAGGUUUGCCCCAGAGCUCAUAGUCAAAUCGGAGAAAACAUAGUAAACAACAUAAAGCAAUCUCCACUUCACUCCAUCUGUGUUGGAAGCAUCCUGAAGUACAGAAGAAGUAAUGAUGUAUUUGCCUGUGCUUGUGAGGCUUUGUACUGGCUGGCAGCUGAUAAUGAACAAAUCUGUGAGAAUCUUAUAGAAAAGAAUGCUCACUUGGUGGUGUUAGACGGAAUAAAGCGACAUUUCACCUGGGCUAGGGCUGUGGAGUGUGGCCUGCGAGGUCUCAGAGCCAUGAUCAUCUUCCAUAAUGCCAAUAAAUUAAAAAUCAUUGUGGAGGAAAUUCAGAGAAAAUUAACCCAGGCCUUUAUCAUGCAUGCUCAUUUGGACAGUGUGAUUAUCGAGUGCAUUAGUACUGUAGCCUGCCUAGCUGAAGUGGAAAUAUUCUGUAACCAAUGUCUGGUGGAGAAGCUGCAUGUUCGUAUUUUGGCUGCCCUGGAGAAAUCAAUUGGAAAUGAGUUGAUGCAGGAAGCGGGACUGGAAUGUCUGUGUGUACUGUCAGCAGCAGAUAGAGCAGCAGAAAUUCUGAAUGCAGCUGGUGCUUUGAAUCAUGUAAUUAAAAUCAUGGAAAAAUACAUUGCAGUGUUAUACAUCCAGAGAAAGGGUCUGGUACUGAUCCAGAUGCUGGGUGAGCCAUCGAUCGUUGAUAAACUUGAUCUCUGCUUUCGUCUCAUCAAAGUCCUUACCUCUACCAUAGACAAGUACAACUCUCAUACAGGACUUCUGAAGGAGGCUUGUGUUGCAGUCCACUUGAUUUCAGAACUUGGCCAUGAUUUAUGUGAUGAAUUUGUGAAGGCAGGCUGUCAUCAGCAGAUGUUUGACCUCCUGGCAGAACACAUAGACCAAGGAGGUACGGAAAGGACAGAUUUGUUAGACCUGGCAGGAGAAUGCCUGGUGAUCUUUGGCCUUAACGAAACUGUGAAAUCAAACAUGCUUCUUGCUGAGUGUAGGAGAGGAAACCUAGCUGGUGUUCAGUGUUUGCUGGAGAUGGAGGCCAACGUGAACUUUGUGAACCGUGAUGGAGAAACUCCUUUAUCCUGUGCAGUUAAAAAUGGAAAUGAAUUUAUCGUCAGGAGACUGCUGAGCAAAGGUGUCAAUGACAUUAAGGAUGCCCUUGGAAUCAGUUUGCAAGUGAGGCACCACAGAAUCACAGGAUUGUUACUGGGAGCUCUCUGUCACAAGCGAUCAAGUUUUCAUGUACCAUGGAGUGGAUUGGGACUGGGCUUAGCUGACUUUAGCUCCGUGUGGCUGGAGAUGGCCCUGCCUACGUCUCUGACAGCAGAAAAACAGAUGUCGACGAGAAGCAGUGAAAAUUCUCUGUCUGACAGCUCCUGGAAACACAUUACAUCUCGUGUCAAAGAGAGUGAGGCCAAGCGGCGGAGAAGGAAGGAGAACCAGUAUCAGCAUUCACUGAGUGAACCUAGCACCGGGGUGCACAGACACAAGUUUAGAUACAACUUCAAACAGAGCUACGAGGAUCUAACAGGGUUGGAUAGCCCAGAAGAAAAAGAGAUCCGUCGUCGCCGAUCCAGUCCUGACGAUGUUCCCCGGAGUCAUGAAGUUAUCUACAGCAGGAGACAACUGUCCCCCAUAGGGAGCCCCGUCAGCAGCUUCCUCUCCCCCGAGGAGUCACAGACACCAUUCUUUCCCCUCAACACCACUACUGAGAAUGAACAAAAAUCAUGGCUGUUUGAAAGUUCCCAUGCAGAGGGACAGGAAUGGAAGCAGAUGUCUCUGACGGGAGCCAACCUUCCCUACAGCCAGUCUGACCCCAGGGUCAGCCCAUUCACACACAGCAGACCAGUACUACUUAACGGGCCAUGGUCUAGGAAGAUGAGGAGUCCCUCUCCGUCCCUGACCAGUCCAAACUUGGACUUCACAGGAGACGAUGUCUUCUUACCCGAGAGGCAGAAACAUCUAGGCCCUACAAGUGACGGGGAGUCCAGUGAUAUCGGACGUUACAUGUCAGCUGACGAUCUGGAUGCUACUGCUGAGUCUGAUGAUUCCAGGAGGGAAAGCAAAGCAUCAGAUUUGGGCCUGUUGGUUUCCUUGGAUCUCUCAUCGAAUCAGCUCAGCUCCCUCAGUCCUCUCACACACUCCAAGGAUGACCUCCCCAAGUUUUUCUCCUCAGUAGAAAAACUUGCUCUCAAUGAUAAUCUACUGACAGCCAUUCCAGACAAAUUCUUUGAAUCAAUGGAGAACCUGCAUUGUGUAGACCUUAGGAAGAACAAACUGCCCAGGUUUCCGGUAGAGGUCCUGUUGUUUUGUCCAGCUUUAACUUCCCUGAACCUUGCACACAAUGAGAUUACAGACUGGGACCUGAAUGGUCAUGUGCUGUCAAACCUGACAGAGCUGAACCUAAACCACAAUGCUCUGUCCUACAUCCCAGACAAUAUUGGUACUGUCUUCCCUAAUCUGGAGGUGCUUCAAAUCAACAGCAACAAUCUGGACGGUCUGAGUGACGAGACUCCACUAGGACUUGUCAAUUUGAAGAAACUGGAGCUGAAUCAAAACAACCUGGUAGAAAUUCCGGAGUAUUUCUUGUCUGAAUGUUCCAAACUAGACAUAUUUGAGGCUGCUUUUAAUAAAAUAGAGAGGCUUCCCAGCGAGUCUGCUGCCCAGUACCUGCCUAGAUUAGCCCGUCUGAAACUUCGCAGUAACAACAUCAGCGGGAAAGACCCACUGUUCAUCCCCAAGUUUAUACUGGAUCUCCCUACGUUAAAGUUCAUAGAUCUUUCCGAUAAUAAGCUGAUUGGUCUACCUAACCCACCGUCCUGGAAAUCUCAAAUGUUGAAAGAAGUUCUGAUGUCCAAGAACCAGAUAUCAAAGAUAAAUCUGGAAGGAGGAAGAGUGUGGAGUAAGCUGGAAUCACUACACCUGUCUAACAAUGGUCUGAUGGAGAUCCCAGGAGACAUUGGCCAGCUGAACUCGUUAACGUCUCUAGAUAUCAGUCACAAUCCUUUGUCCACGCUGCCUGAUGAACUCGGAAAAUGUCACAAGAUGUGGGAGCUUCCAUUACAUGGCCUUCACCUUGACCUGGAUCCUGCGCUGUUGAAGGGCAAGGUUAAAGACCUUAUCAUGUAUCUCCACAAUCGACUCAAAAGGGCGACGGAAUACUACAGGAUGAAGCUGAUGGUAAUUGGGUAUGCCGGGAGAGGGAAAACUACCCUACUGAGGGCACUGAUGAAGAAAUACAAGACCCCCCACACGAAUCAGGCAACCGUCGGCGUCAUUGUUCAGGACUGGAAGUAUGAGAGAAAACGUGAAAACAGGGGAACAGUGACUUACACUCUGAGCACCUGGGACUUCGCCGGCCAGGAGGAGUUCUACAGCACACACCAGUGUUACUUAUCCAACAGAGCCCUCUAUCUGGUUGUGUGUAACAUAAAGGAAGGGUCGUCGGAGAUCGAACGACUGAAGCCGUGGCUGUGUAAUAUACAGGCCAGAGCCCCGGGGUGUCCUGUCAUUGUCGUGAUGACUCACCUAGACAAAGUCCCGGAGGAAAAACGGAUGGAGCUGGUGGAUAUCAUGACUGACAGACUAAAUCAUGUCAUUUCUAAAGGAGGAUACCCAGAAGUGAGGCACUGCGUACCGGUGAUGUGCAACAGUGAAAACUGGACGAUAGAACAGCUGAGAGAAAUCAUUAAGAGAGUGGUAGAUGAUUACAAGGUCAGGGGCCAGUUUGUGAUGGGACAGAAAGUUCCUGCCAGUUAUGUGAAAUUAGCGGACCUGCUGACUGAAACAAGGAGGAUGGAGCAGUCGUUCCCGGUGAUGAAACACAACCAGCUGCUGAAGAUCGUACAGGAUGCUGCCCUGGAUCUAGAUGAAGAUGAACUUCACCAGGCUGUGAGGUUCCUUCAUGAGUGUGGUGUACUGCUACAUUACCCUGACAAGGCUCUAAACUUGAGGGACCUUUACUUCAUUGACCCGGGCUGGUUGUGUAGGAUGAUGGCUCAAGUGGUCACUGUGCAUCAAAUCAACCCAUUCAUCAAAAACGGGAUCUUGAGGAAAAAAGAUGUGAACUUGCUGUUUACCGGGAAGAGAGUAGAGAACUUUGUAUUUCCCAAGGACCUCAUUCCACAGUAUCUAAGGCUUCUGGAAAAGUUUGAGAUUGCUCUUCCAUACUCUGAGGAGGAACUUCUAAUUCCAUGUCACCUGCCUGAAAAGAAACCUCAUCUUAAUAUUCCAGUAUUGUCUAAAAAUGACAAGAUCUGCCGUUACUAUGUAAUGGCCUACAUCCCCCUGGGAAUGUGGUCCCGACUCAUCACUAGACUCAUUGUCUUUUCUCAAAGUCAGGUGACAGAGGUGUUGAUUGGAGGACAUGAACCCACGUUAACCUACUGGAACAAAGGCAUCUUCAUGUUCUGGAGUCAGGAGACAUUCUGUUUAGUGGAUUCGGAGGGUAUUACAGGAAACAAGGAGGAAAUAGCCAUUACUGUGCCCAUUUCCAGACAAGGGAGCAUGAUUCUAGGACUGGUAGUGGACCACAUAGAUGGACUGAUUGAGGAGUGGUACCCAGGUCUGACAACCAUUGACCCCAUGCAGGGACAAGACCUGCUGGUCAAAUUCAUCCCUUGUUUUAUGUGCACAGGGGACCCACCACAUUUCUUCAAAGUCGAGGAACUGUUACAGAUAUCAGAAACCAGCAUUAAUGUGACCUGUAUCCAAUGUAAUAACCCGGUGCCUCUCUCACAACUCGCCCCAGAUAUUGUGAUGAGUGAUCUCCCUCCACAUUUACUGAUCAGAAAGUUAAACAUCCAGGAAAAAGCUGAGAACCUGUUAGGAGAUGGUGGUUUUGGUAAUGUUUACCAGAUGAAACAUCAGGGACAGGAUACUGCUGUCAAGAUAUUCUCUGCCAUCGGAGACAUCCAUCCUCACAAAAUGCUCAGACAAGAGGUGACAGUCUUAAGAUGCCUGAAUCAUCCCAGUGUUGUCUCCCUUUUGGGAGUUUCCAUUCAACCUCGAUCCAUUGUGUUAGAAUUAGCUCCCCUGGGUUCCAUGGCAACAGUACUGAGAGGGAAAUCUCCACUAGAUAAAAUGGUGCAGCACCGGAUAGCUCUGCAGGUUACAGAGGGCUUGGCCUACCUACACAAAAUGUUGAUUGUAUACAGAGACAUGAAGCCUGACAACGUCCUCAUAUACAGUCUGUCAUUGUCCGAGGUGGUGAAUGCUAAGAUAUCAGACUAUGGAAUUUCUCGUUUUUCCACACCUGACGGUCUGAUGGCUCAGGAAGGAACGCCAGCAUACAGGGCGCCAGAGGUCAUCCGCGGAGAAACGUACUCCUUCAAGGCUGAUGUCUUUUCUCUGGGAAUAACGCUGUACGCUCUGAUCACUGGAGGACGACACCCAUUCGAUGACUACGAUUUUAAAAGCGAGAUGGAUCGAGUCAUUGCCGAGGGUCAUCUGGCCCCACCCAUAACACAGAAAGGUUGUGUACCAUGGCCCCACAUGCAGAACAUCAUUACAUGUUGUAUGCAUCAGUCCCCGCACAGACGACCGGCUUCUCACGAAGUUUGGGAGCAUUUGAAGGAUCCAGAAAUCUUAGGGUUGAAGAGAAUCAUCCCCAUAUCUAAAGGCACGACUGUAGAAUGCUUCACAAUUCAGGAGCAGGACGGUGGUAAGAUGUAUUUGUGGGUGGCCAGCGGGGACUGUGAUUAUGUACAGCUUUCCAGACUAGACUUAAUGGAUCACGCUUCAGAGGUCAAGGGAGCCAUGUUUCGGUAUGGGCGGAUCCUAGCCUUGCAGCCUAUAAGCCAGGGCUAUCUAUUGGUCGGGACACAGAUGUGCCGGGUCUGGCUGUACGACACGCUCCGACACGAGUUUCUUCACUGUACUACACUAUUGCAUGAUGCCGUCCUGUGUAUGGCAAGUGUUCAUCUACCAAAGAAAGACAACCUGAUAUUUGUGGGUCUUGCUAAUGGUACAUUGGCAGUCUUCCCAGAGUCAGACAUACUCUGUGAAGCCAACACUAAUCCUAUGUUCCUCUCCCCGGGGAGGAAGCACGAGGCAGUGCGGUGUCUAGAGGUGGAGGCCCGAGGGAAGAGGGUGUAUUGCUCCUGUGGGUCGAAGAUUAUACUCCUGAGUGUCAGGCGAGGAAUAGCCCUGGAAAAAUCCUUUGAGACCAGAAAGGACGGUAGGUCUGUGCCAAUCUAUGGUCUGUGUGUGAGCAGUAAGUCCCAGGUGUUUGUCUGUCACAAAGGAUUACCUGUCAUACAGGUAUGGGACAUCUCCAGGGAAACACUCAAAGCCCAGAUUGACGUCUCCUUUCUAAUAGGAUUGAAGCCCACACAGUGUAGACUUACCUCCCUUCUUCUUCAAGACAAUCACGGAAUGGAAGAUAUGACUCAUGGGAUAUUAUGGGCUGGGACUGGAGAUGGCAGAAUAGUAUUGAUUGACAGUAAAUCCGGGAAACUGAUAAACGUCUCUCACAGAUAUGAUGGAGCUAUACGUGCAUUGAAAACGUCUCCAUGUAAAAGUAGCAAGCAUGAUAAACAGAAAUUAUCAGGUGUGCUGAGUGGUGGAUUUGGUUUACAUGAUAUCCAUGGGAAUUUCAAGACAAAAAACAGAGAUGAUGAUUGUGGCUGUGUAUUGCUGUGGGAUAGAGAAUUUGGGAAAAUCACCAAGGAACUAGAGGUGGACAUCAAAAGACGAUCCAUGUAUGUAAAAGCAUCACAAGAGCGAAAGCUGAGCCAAUCACAGGAGAGCAUUCACAGCAGACCUCUGUUAGGAUACAGCAAUAGCAAUCAAUCGCUGUUAGACUCUCAGGACGUGAAUACAGAGGAAAAUAACACAUUUCCUUCAGGUCAAAAUGGUACCCAGAAUCCGCAAUCUUCCCCUGAAAAUGAAAUGUUUGAUUCAUUGUGAGAUUUAAGAACUGAUGUCGAGAGACCUUUAGUGAUGAGGUUACAUUUAUCUACAAUUGUUAUAGAGAGGUACAGUGUAGGAUGGAUUCUGUAAGUUCUCGUGUAUUAAUGCAUGGACAAGAUUCAUAGUGCCAUCUCUGCUGUUGGUUACAGAAAAUGAAUGUCUUUCAUCAAAAUUAUUAGGGAGAAAGAUAUAGUGUAAUUAUCUUGUUGAGAAAUAAUGAAACCACCUCUGGGGCUUGGAGCUCAGACUCCUCCAGAUCAAGUUACUGUGAUAUGAUGCAUAUUAAUGAGAAGGAUGUGUCACCACUCAAAACUAGGUCACGGUUACCAAGGCUUGAAUAAUGAAUAUAUGUAUACUGUGAGGUGUAUGAUCAUUAGAGGAACUGAUUCACGAUUUUCUCUCAAAUUUUGUUUUUCACUUUAAAUUAUCAAAAUCUACAGUCUAAUAUGUUUAGAAGGUUUCACAAAAAAAAUUAGGUUAUUCAUCAUGACAGAGGCUCAUUAUAGAGAAUUUAUUGUUUGUUAUGAAAACAAAGAUUGAGGUGUGUUAUUGUUUACAAAGUUUUCUUAAUAAAUGGAUAUUAAUCCAAGUUUAUUAUAUAUAUGACCUCACAAGUAUACUGUAGGUAAAAUGUGUCAUUUAAAAGUUCAAAUUUGUGAUUGUACAAAAUGAAGAUGCUUUAAAUUACAAAAUUGACAUUUCACUGGUUUGUUUUUUGAGUCUUUGAUUACAUAACACACAGAAUCAAAGUUAAAAUAUUGCUCUUAUCCAUGCAUUCAGUCAGUCCAAAUUUGGUUGUCAACAUAAAUUAGUUAUAAUUUUAAUUUUUAACAUAAAAAAUGAAAAAUAUUUCUUUCUAUAAAUUUAAACCAGUCCCUUGAAGCUCUUCAAGUGAUGCAUACAUAUAUAUAUAUAUAUAUAUAUUUAUAUAUAUUUAUUUAUAUUAUUAUGAUGUUAACUGAUGGGUUUUUUUAAGGCAAUUUUUGUUGAUUUUAAAUGUCCUACCGGUAAUCAUGUUUCAUUAUUAUCUUUGCUGUUUCAGAAUUGACUUACAUAUGUAAUUCUAGUAAUGUUAGCAGAAGCAGAUUGAUAUUUUGUUUAUGAAAUACCAACACUGUAGUUUUAUUUUUAGAUAAAAAUGUGUAUGAUUCAAAUUGUGAUAUUGCUUCCUGCAUCAUUUUGAAUAUAUGUAUGCUAUGAAUUAUGUUGAUUUGGAUUGUUAGCAAUGCUGACAGUGUAAUGUUUAUGUAUAAGCCUGUCUUUAGACGGGGCGUAUUGUGGUACAGUGAUGUCUGUACACCCAUCCGUUCAGGGUUUUUUCUGUAACAUAUCGAGCUGAAACUUGCCGUGUAGAUUCUUUGUGGGUCUUACUAGAUCAUGUUGCAAUUUUGAUCCAUUUCGACGUCCCUUGCAAGAGUUUUUCCCCUUUAUUUGAAAUUUAAUGUUAUAUGGAGGGUACAUGAUUUGUCUGUCUAACUCCUCCCACAGUAUUCAGUGAAGGCCUUAUUUUACAGAGUGUUUGUAUGGAUAAUGAAGAUUUGCAUGUGGCAAGGGUUUUGAUUUUCUUUAAUGUUUGAGAAAAUUUUAAGUUGAACUUAGUACGUUUUGAGCAAAUAUUACAAGCAAGUACAUGGUUUGUCUGCCUCACUCCUUUCACAGUUUUCAGACCUUUUUAAACAACUAUAAGAUGUGCAUAUUGCAGGGAUUUUGAUUCUCAACAAUUUCUGAAAAGUUUAUUUGAUGCUUUAAAAAAAAUAACAGGUUGUUGAACUUUGAGUUUUGGGGAAAUAUUUUGUACAUAUAGCUCUUGGUUUGUCUAUUUACCUACUAUUUAAGCUAGGACUUUAUAUAUAUACAUACAAUGCAAAAGAAAGCAUGCUACAGCUUAUGGUGGCUGAUAUUACGUUCAGUAAAGUUCUACAACUCAUGACGCUACAUAAGCUUGUCACAGGUAUUUUGUGACCGUGUCCAGUAAUGCUCACAUUGCUUAUUGAAAUUUUAAUCUGUGCUGUAAUAUGGAUACAACAUGUGGGAAAGUUUGAAUUACAAAUUAUCAUAAAGGACCCAUAUGUCAGAGACAUAAAUGAUUUUAUACUGUAUUCAAUCACAAUAUCUUUUUAUGUAUUUUUCUUUUUCUUUGAAUAAUUUUUACAUACAUGUACAUGAAAUAAAGUGUUCAGCUAGAACAUGAGACAUGUUGUUCAGAAAUCCGGACAUUUGAACUCCCAACUAGAUAUUAUGGUUUAGUAAAGCCAUUAAAUACAAAAUUAGGUCAUUAGGACCUAUUUUUGGCCAUGAUACUAUGCUAUUAACAAUAAACAUACAUAUAUAAAUGUAAUUUAAUCAACUUACGGGUUUUGGAAAUAUAUACAUUGUAAGUGCAAUAUAUUCUGUACAGUAUAUUGAAACAGAGGAUCCAUUUCAUUUGAUGGUAAUCAUAUAUUGAAAUCCAGGGCUUUUCUUUCAAUUAUAUAAUGUUCUGUAUAUCGUAAAUAUUUGAACUAUUUGAUUUUUUCUCUCGUUGUUACAUGUAUGUUAAAUUUGCAGCUUGAAAUCUGAAAUCCAAUUUUAUAUGAUGUAUUUUAUUUUAUGUUCAUCCCAAUUUCAGAGAAACAUUUGUGUAAAAUAAAUAUUUUGUAUUGAAAAGGGUGUUUUAUUUCCAUUGUGGAUCAUCUUUCAUCAAAAUCCAGGUCUUCUAGAUAAUAUUAUGUGUAUUGUAAAUGUUUGAACUAUUUAUUGUUAUUAUGUCCAUGUUACAGCUUGAAGAAGUGCUAUUACUGAAAUACAACUUUGUAUGUUAAUCCUAAUUCCUGAGAAUAAAUAAAAUUCAAAGUCUAUGGACAGCAA